This is a messenger RNA of Anoplophora glabripennis (Asian longhorned beetle), 1845 nucleotides long. RefSeq names its product synaptic vesicle glycoprotein 2C-like. Lineage: Eukaryota; Metazoa; Arthropoda; Insecta; Coleoptera; Cerambycidae. Gene Ontology annotation, molecular function: transmembrane transporter activity. Gene Ontology annotation, cellular component: membrane. The record is from RefSeq and is a predicted model, not a curated record. Gene Ontology annotation, biological process: transmembrane transport. The transcript is spliced from 11 exons. Bases 58 to 1662 code for a protein of 534 amino acids.
CGAUUAUUGAUAUUUCACUGAAUAAUCUUUGUACCUAAAGAGAUUCAGUCUUUCAAGAUGUCUCUUAGUGACCACAUGGGUAGUUUUAAGCAAUCGCUUAUUAUCCAAGAUGAAGUACAGGAUAUCGAUUAUGUGGAAAAAGCUGGGGUGGCGGAUUUUGAGACAGCUAUUCACUUUGCAAGAUUUGGGAAAUUUCAAGCUAUCCUUCUUGGAGUAUGUGGAAUGAUUUAUGCAACAUGUGCCAUCAGUACGACUACCUUAUCUUUUGUUUUGCCCUCUGCGGAAUGCGAUUUUCUCUUGACGUCCGCAGACAAAGGAAAAUUAUCUGCAAUGCCCUUAAUUGGUAUGAUAUUUGGAUGCUCUAUUUGGGGUUCCAUAGCAAAUUCUCAAGGAAGAAAAAUAGCCAUAAUGCUGUCGCUUUGUGUGGACUUUUCAGCUGGUGUCAUAUCUUCCACAGCGCAUAGUUUUGAACUUUUUCUAAUGUGCAGAUUUUUUAAUGGAUUUGGGAUCAUCGGAGGUACAAGCAUUAUAUUUUCCUAUUUAGGAGAAUUCUUGUCAGUGAAGCAUAGGGACUCAAUGCUCGGAAAACUAGAAGUUUUUUGGAACGUCGGUAUAAUAAUACUACCAGGUGUCGCAUGGUCGCUUCUGAACAAGACUCUGCUGGAAUCUUUUGCUGAUCAUGGAAAUUUCAGCCCAUGGAGAAUAUUUGUUUUGGUUUGCAGCUUACCGAGCUUAAUCAGCAUAGUGAUGCUUUACUUUUUGCCAGAAACCCCCAAGUUCUUGAUCUCUAAGGGAAAAUAUGAUAAGGCUAGGCUUGUUUUUCAGAAGAUUUACGCUCGGAAUAGCGGGGAAUCUAUGUAUUUGUAUCCAGUAUUAACUCUUGAAGGGGAAUAUGAAAACAACAACAACUUAACGUUUGCCAAUAAGAUGCCUCUCAUAGACCGCAUCAGGAAGAAAUGCAGAAGCACUUGCAACCUUCUAAGCGUAUUACUAUCUCAACCCUAUUUGAAAUAUUUGGGAAUCACCAGCUUCGCCGACUUUGGACUGAUGGCAAGCUACUACACCCUGAUUAUGUGGUUCCCUGAAAUAUUUGACAGAUUUAAUGCUUACGAACUGAAGCAUCCAAACGAGACAGCAAGCGUAUGUGUGGUUUCUCAACAUGCCAACAAGCAUGAACUAAUAUACAGUACGUCCUGUGAUUCUUCAAUUAACAAUAGAGUAUUUCUCGAUACUAUAAUAAUAGGACUAAGUUGUAUUCCCACAUCAGUAUCAUUAAGUUAUUUUAUGAAAAAAAUAGGGAAAAAGACUGUGUUGGUAAUCAGUUUAAUACUAUCCGGAUUAGCAACGCUGUCCCUAAAUUGGGUGCAAAAUUCGACUCAGACGUUAGUUUUGUCAUGUAUUUUUGAAGCACUUACCAGUAUUCUAGAAGCGGUACUUUUCUGUGUAGUUGUAGACUUGUUUCCGACUAACUUAAGGGCGAUUGCACUGGCGUUUACAGCAACAUCAGGAAGGUUGGGAGCAAUUUUUGGAAAUGUUGUUUUCGGAUUUUUAAUAGAUCUGAACUGUAUUAUACCAAUUUAUUUAUUCGGAUUUAUGUUAAUUGCAAGUGGACUGCUUUGCUUAGCUGUACCGAGAAAAGAAAAUUACAUAGUUCUUCAUUAGAAAUGUUAGUUGGGAAGUAAUUUCGUCCAGUGACAGAAGAGUGCACCUUAAUACUGCUGCUACCUUCAGAAGUAUUGAUAAAUGGAAAAUUUUCUAGAUCAAUUGAUGUACCUGUAUCUCUUUAGAAAUAAGUAUAUUUAAUAUUCUUUUUUUUAUAUAUUUUACAUAUUUUUUUGUAUUUAU